AUGCCGGCGGCAUCCAAGGAGAUGGUGGAAUUGUAUGGGCUGCUCCGUGGCGUGCUGGUCACUGACCGACCUGGGCAAGAUGGCAUGCCCGUGGACAGGCUGGCGUCGGUCUGCUCCUUCAAGCCACGUCUGGCAAAGGAGGAGGAUCAGCUCAGAGCAGCCAUCACCUUGGACGCGGACUUGGAGACCAAUGAGUACUUCCUUCAGGCAGAGCAAGCCUCCGAUGUUCAAACGGCCAACUCCAUCAUCACCUCCUACGGGACAAGUGCCAUGACCGCGCUGGCAAACAACUUCGGCGCGGGCCUGUCGGCGUCUGCAGGCACGCCGAAAGUGGCCGGAACCGGCUCUGCUGGUGUUGCUGAGUCCUCUUCCAGUUCCAGUGGCGACGCCGUCCGCAGCAGAGAAAGCGCCACACGAAUCCUGCAGUCCAAAACCAAGGAGCUCUCGAAGACCCGGUACUACUUCGCUCCCAAGCUGGCCAUCAACAUCGACCCCUACCAGUUGCAGGCAUCCCCCGAGUUCGGGCUGAGCUGGUCAGAAAUUGCAUACUUGCUCUGUCAGCAGAAAGGUGGCACUGAUUGCACCAAGUUCCAGGUGGAGGAGAACGUUUACGGCGUAGAAUUUGCCGAUGACAGCAAGCCUGAUGAAGCGCGGGCGACAACUGUGGUCAGCUUCGUUGCCACAAACUUCGCCACUACGGCGACUUUGUCCGCCAGUGUUCUGCCAACUUUCGAGGGCGCGAUUCGUGCCGCGUUCGAAGGUACCUUGACGGUCGAAGAUGGGGAGCAGAUUGUCGUCGAGGUAUCCUACCCAAGUGCCUUGGUCGUGGAGGACAUCUUCAGCAACGUUCAGGUGGUGGUCAAGAUUCCGCCCAAGCCUUACCCCGGCGCCAAACCGACCACGACGCGAACUCGGCCCGAGUGGUUCCGCCAAUGGUUUGCAAGAGGCUGGAUGAAGUCGUCAAUCCUGACUCAGCUUGCCAUUCCUCCGAUUUUGAAGAAUGCGCCGGUCAGUGUUGGGGAUACUGAUCUCGCGCGACUUUCCGUUACAACAGAGGACACACCGCCGCCAGCGAAUACUUCUCUGGUUAUGGUGAGCAAUACCUCGGAGGUGGUGACUGACGCACAAGUCGACCAGAAAGUUCGUGAGCUGAUCUACAAGUUUGGUUCGCACAUUUGCCCGGACGCUGUGCUUGGUGGCUACUGGCGCAUUGACGCCAAGUACUCGAGCUUGGAGACGAAGGACCGCGUCGAAGUGGACAACAUUGUGACCAGAGCCAUCCAGUCAGCAGAAACAGAUUCCAGAGCCUUCAAUGCCGCUGCAGGUGUCGCAGGCGUCAGCACCAAAGGUGCGGGUGCUGCGGGGGCUGCUGCCGAAGGUGGCGAAUCCGAAUCCAGCAGCUCAAGCUCGGAUGAAACUCAGGGCGACGCCCAGGAAUCUGAGCAAGCAUCCAAGACGACCAAGCUCGAGAUCGAGCAAUCUUGGAAGGGCGGAGCGCCAGGGACGCAGCCAGCCGACUGGAGGCGGAGUUUGGACGAGGCUUUCAGCUCCAACUGGAAGAUCAUCGACCACGUCUUCCCGAAGUGUGUGGGAAUUUGGCGGUUUGUGAAAGAUGCAGACACCCAGCGGAAGCUGUGCGAGACUUGGCUGGAGAUCUACUUGGAAGAAGGCCCGACUGCUCACGUCACCAAGCGCAUCGAGGAGUCUGCCAGGAAAAAGGCUUGCGAGAGCACGCUGUACAUGAACGCCAUUCGCCAGGAAGCGCAGGAGCUUGUCCGCCUGGACAGCGAAGCGAGCACGCGGCUGUCGAGGGAACUCUGUGAGUCCAACCAGGCGUACCCUCACUUUCGCUUCACACCUACAAGGCUGAGGAGUCCCAACGCUACCAUGGCGGCAGUGCAAGGAAUCCGCCUUGGCCUCGACCAGGAGACUGUCACCGUUUUCGAGUUCCAGCCCCGGCCAGUGGAUGGCAUCGGCUGGGAAAUCCCGCUGGGAACUUCCAUAAAUGUUCGCUUCGCAUCAGCCCAGUCCGUGACCGACUUUUCAUUCCUCCUCACCCCGGACAAGUAUGGUCAGGACCCCAUCGAGUUCAAGUUGGAGGCGACUCAGGACAAGACACACGGCCCAUGGAGAACCCUGCUGAAAUUCACACUGGAUGAACGCGCUCAGGUUCUGAGCGACGCCCCGGCUGCUGGCGAAAGCACGACCUUCCGUGAAGCCUGGUCUAGGUGGAUCCCCGUUCGAGGUGCAGCCGAAGGCUACUUUUGGGACAACACAGAUCAGACGUGCAAGGAGAAGCAGUGCCUCUGCACCGCUGAAGAUGGCACGAACCAACCUGGCACCAAAGGCGCUGGGAUGCUAAGUUUGGAGCUCCAAGUUGGAGCUCAGGGGCAAAUUAUCUUCUGA
Messenger RNA from Symbiodinium natans, 2406 nucleotides. The record is from the annotation of a GenBank genome assembly. NCBI's taxonomy places the organism in Eukaryota, Dinophyceae, Suessiales, Symbiodiniaceae.